Molecule: messenger RNA, 1908 nt
Organism: Cladophialophora psammophila CBS 110553
Lineage: Eukaryota; Fungi; Ascomycota; Eurotiomycetes; Chaetothyriales; Herpotrichiellaceae
Exons: 1
Coding region: 1-1908 (635 amino acids)
Molecular function (GO): protein binding
Source: RefSeq, a predicted model, not a curated record
AUGACUUUGCGCGCCAACCAUCUGUACUGCAAUGGCCCCGAAGUACAAGGCGCAUUCGGCGUGGACACGCUUCCUCUCACCACUGUUGCCCACAUCAUCUCAUACCUGGACGACGAUGUCGCCUCCCUUGCGCGGCUUUGUCGCACCUCACGCGUCCUUUGGUACAUGACACUACCGCAUCUGUGGAAAAAUGUCACUCUGAAAUCAUACAGCACUAUCCGCUACAAGGACGAGGUGCCUGAGGGGUUUGGCAGCGCAAGUCCUUUCUCCAUGGGUCUGAAUGCCUUGGUGACGAGAAACGUGUCGAGCUUGGUCCGCUCACUGAGCUUGGAUGGAGAAUACAGUGCAUCCGAUCUACACGAAUAUUCAAGAGCUGGUCGCGUUUCGGAGAGUAUUAUGGUGCUGAACAUCGCCUUGCGGGCUGCCAUCGACCAAUGUGCCUAUCUGGAGCGCUUUCGGUGGGAUUUGGAUGUCAGAUUACAACCGAACAUGUACGCUGGACUAGCGAAGCUCUCUCGAUUGGAGAAACUUUGGCUUCGCUUCCCUACAAACCGCUCUCCUCAGCCAUCGCACGAAAUCCCAGCUUUGCCCAAUCUCAAGUCCCUAACAAUAACACAUUACGAUCCUCUAUGUUUUCCCGACGACAUCUCUACCCUGCUCCUCCACGCGACAUGCCUCUCGAGCCUUAUCUUGCACUUCUCCCCCCGGAUGCGCGAACAAGGCGAACCGUCUGUGGUGCUCACGCACUUCUUCCGGAAAAAUGUUGCAGCAAAACGGAGACUUCGGUUGCGCAAAAUGGGCGUGUACAACCUUCUCGCUAACGCUGAUACAUCGGAGUGCUUGGCUGCCUUUGAGACCAGCACCAUCGAGGAUGUGACUGUGUUGAAUACGUUUGGGUUGGACGAGGAUGUUGCUGCAUCGGGGAGGGAAAGCUCAACCCAUUUUAUCGACCGCACAUGGCAUAUGAUGGUGAACACGAAGAAAGAUCAACCGAGACCCAAAUCUCUGAGGUUAGAUCAGUUGCAUAAACGGCAUGCGUUGGACCUAGCCCAAUUCGUUGGGCUGGAGAGAUUGUAUCUUGUCAAUGCAAGAUACAAACCGAGCGGACCCAGCACUACUAUCGCAGACUGCAACGUCCAAGGCCCCAGCAACGGCAAUGGCACCUCAGAUUCCGCUCCCACCUCAGCUGAGCAGUCGCCUCGAAGCGGCAGUGGAAUUGCCUCCGCCAGGAAUACGCCAACGAGCUCAGCCUCACAUUCAGCCACAAUCUCCUUAAGAGAUCUUUAUAUCACUAACAUCUGCACCAUCUGCGGCCCUACGCUUCAACACCUAAUUCUACCCUCCCGCUGGCCCUUGCCGACAUCCAUCACCGCCCGCCUUAUCCGCUCGUGCCCGAAUCUUACACAGCUCGCCGCCGCAAUUGAAUGUCUUGAGGAGUCUCAGGCUGAGAUGUUGAAGCUAUUGAUGCCAUUUUUAAGCGAGUUGUGGGCGAUCCGUGUGCUCGCUCCCACCUACCCGCCGGAUGUCUUUCUCGGGGAGGAUGGCAGGAAAAGCAGAGAGGCGCAUGAGGGUUUUGUGGGUCUUCCGGAUUCUGUACAUGAGCAGAAGAUGAGCGAGGCUCUGUCCGAGCACAUUGGCCCAGGGCGAGCCGAGCUGCCGGAUUUUCCAAAAUUGAAGUAUAUUGGGCUAGGAUGCAAGGUUUGGGAAAUCGGAGGAGUUGUGGAGGAGGUCGUCAGAAGGAGAGUCGAUGACGGAGAGGAUGUUCGAAAAGCCGCUAGUAAUGGGUACCAUGGUGAGAGAGACGAGUGGAAGGAAGAAACCGUGCAUAGGCGGCGAGUGAAGAGAAUCCAGGAGAAGGAUGUACAACAUGUUGAGAUAUGGAGGAUGGAUACGUUGGAUAUCACUUGA